This is a messenger RNA of Danaus plexippus (monarch butterfly), 1942 nucleotides long. RefSeq names its product leucine-rich repeat-containing protein 74B-like. NCBI's taxonomy places the organism in Eukaryota, Metazoa, Arthropoda, Insecta, Lepidoptera, Nymphalidae. Gene Ontology annotation, molecular function: protein binding. The transcript has 11 exons. The record is from RefSeq and is a predicted model, not a curated record. Bases 84 to 1733 code for a protein of 549 amino acids.
AGUAACAUUUACCGAUAUAUAAAUGAAACUGCUAUUUUAAGCGAAUCAAUAAAAAUAAGUUGAGUCGUAAAAUUAAAACCAAAAUGUCAUCUUCUUCAGAGGAAUCAGAAGAAAUGCCAGUUAAGAAGUUAUAUAGUCGCGAUAACGAUGAUUUAUCGUCAUCAGAGCCACCAAUGGAAGAAUGGUCUUCUCUCAUGUCUAUAGUUCCAAUGAAGAGCCAUAAAAUGACAUUGUAUGAGCAGGGUUUAUUUAAACCGGGCAGCGAUGAAAUUUGCACUAAAUAUAUACCAUUGUCAGCGAGUUCCGUAAUCAGACACCCUUACUACGCAUAUCCGGGAAUAAAAGAUCCGGGUAUCAAGGAAGCGUUGUUGGACCCAGAACCAAGAAAAGUUUAUCCCCUGGAUGGGCAAGAACUUUAUUUAGAUUUGUGUGAAGAAAUGAAAGUAAUGCCAGUACGGAGCUUCGUACGAGGUCUGCUCGAAGAAACCAUUGAUUUGAGAUACUACGGGGUUAAUCCUGUCGGAGUGCGGGCUAUGAGCAUGGCGCUUAACUGCAACCAGUACGUACGACGGUUAGACUUGACAUCCAAUUUUUUAAGCGAAGACGCUUGUUAUCAUCUUGGCCAGAUGUUAAGAGAAAAUGUUGCGCUACAAGAGCUUGUGUUUUGUGAAUGCAGGCUUCAAGUAGAAAGUCUCCGUAAAUUGGUGGUGAACUUAUACUCGAGGUCUCUGGAGCUGUUAGAUUUAUCUCGGAACGACUUUGGGGACGAUGGCUUCAAACAUCUCGCCUAUCAGUUGUCUAGGGGGGCAAUUAUGAGAAAGUUAAAUCUCAGCUAUAAUGGCCUGACUUCGGCUUCAGCGUCACUUUUUGCAUCAGCGAUUGAAGGAAAUAACUGCAUAACUCAUUUGGAUCUUUCUUGGAACAAAAUGUCGCGUUGUUCUCAAGCAUUACUCAAACAACUAAGCUGUAGUAAAGUCUUGAUUGAACUCAACAUGUCCUGGAAUGCCGUAAAAAUAUCUAGAAUCUUAAGGAAGUUACUGACUGUACCUACGCUAAGAAUAUUGGAUCUCAGCAACAAUAGAAUCUCAAGGCAAGGAGUUACAGCCAUUGUAAAUAAUCUUCAAUCAGCCGUUAGCCUACACACUUUAGAUUUGUCCUACAAUCCAAUAACAUCUCGUGAUGCUCUUUUGCUUCUUAGCAAAUUACAAAUAAAGUCUAUUCGACUCGUCAACUUAAUAAUGGAUAAUAUAGAAGUUAAUAGAGAUUUUGUGAAGGAGCGUGCUAGGAUUCUGUCUCUGAAGUAUCGCCGCAAUUGCAAAAUAACUUAUGGACCUGUACGUCACAACUAUGUAUUGUCAACGCCUGAUUUGCGAGAGAUUUUACUGAAACGAUUUGACUUCCUCACCUCCAGAGGCUCGAAAAGACAUCAAUUAGAUAUAGGACUAUAUUUUCUAGAGAAAAAACAGUUGGAAAAUUUUAUUCAACCACGUCAAGUAAUGCGUGAUAUGAAAAUAGCUGGGAUAGCAGUAGACAACGAACUGAUUGAUGGUGUGGCUGACAUGUUUCCUGGUCCGAAAUUGGAGAAGGGAGGAAAAACAAUGGAUCUAGUAGGUAUAACAGAAAUAGUGAUGCGUUUGUGGCCUGAAAAAAAAUUACCACCAAAGCCAGAACCGGGACCGGAAGAGAAGAAUGUAAAAGAGGGACGGAGAGGAAAAAAGAAAAAGAAGAAGUAACACUUAGUAGAAUAUUCAUAUUUUUGUAUUAAGAUCCGAUUGCUCAUUAACUAAGUUAGUUAUUAUGUAAAAGCCUAUCUUAUUCAUGAAUUAGAAGAAUUAUAAAGAAUACUUAUAUUUUUAAGAUUUUUAUCUAAUUAAAAAAUAUUUUUAAAUACCUGACUUUAAACUGCUACUUAUCAAACAUUGUAUUGGUUAUUUUGUUUCGA